GUGAGGCUUAAGAAAAAAUAAAAAAGAGAAUUUGUGGGAAUCCAAUCAGAAUAUGGGUUCAGAGAUACGUGUUUCAUAAGCAAGUUGGAGAAAGUGGUCAGUGGAGAGUGAGAAGUAGUCACUGAACCAUCAACGUCGGAAACCGAAUCCGAAACCAAAAACGGUUCCAAAUGUUGAACCCCGAACCGCCGCCGCCGCCGAUGAUGGUUCCGCCGGCGACACCGAUGAACCGCGAAACGACGUCGCUAAGGAAGAAGAACAGACUCCGAACUCGAACUCGAAUUCCACCUUUCGACGUGGACUCCUCCUUCUUCACCACGCCGAUCUCCUUGCAAGGCACCACAAAAUCAAACGCGAUCUCCGUGGAGCAAUACGACGGCGUUUCCGCUUCCGCUUCCAGCCCCGUCCACGUCAUCAACCUCUCUGAUACCGAGGACGACGACGAAGUCCGAAUCCUCAACUUCACUCCCAUAAACACGUCCUUCGGAAAACGCAGCAAGAAAUCAUCAUCCAAAGGAGAGUGCUCCAACUCCGCAUCGUUCGUCUGCGAAAUCUGCACCGAAACGAAAACCGCCAGAGACUCCUUCUCGAUCAUCGGAUGCCACCACGUGUACUGCAACUCCUGCGUGGCGCAGUACGUCGAAUCGAAGCUCGAAGAGAACAUCGUUAGCAUCCCCUGCCCCGUGCCGGGAUGCAGGGGACUACUGGAGGCUGAUGAUUGCCGUGAAAUUCUCGCGCCUCGCGUCUUCGAUCGGUGGGGAAAAGCCUUAUGCGAGGCUGUGAUUGCUGCUGAAGAAAAAUUCUAUUGUCCCUUUGCGGAUUGUUCUGUUAUGUUGAUUAGAGGGAUCGAGGAAAACAAUAUCAGAGAAGCUGAAUGUCCUAACUGUAGGAGGCUUUUCUGUGCGCAGUGUAGGGUGCCCUGGCACGAUAAUAUGCCCUGCGAGGACUUUCAGAAACUGAACGCGGACGAGAGGGAUAAGGAGGAUAUCAUGCUGAUGAACCUCGCCAAUCAAAUGCAGUGGAAGAGGUGCCCCCGGUGUAGGUUCUACGUCGCCAAAUCGGAUGGAUGCAUGUACAUGAAAUGCAGGGGAAAGACGCAGAAGCAGCUGCUUUUGCUGAUCCACUAUCGAAAGGUAGCCAGUGUUUACUAAAUACCCACUGGUGUGGAAACGCCUUCUGUUACAACUGUGGAGCUCCCAACUUAACCAGCUCCCAUAGUUGCAGCUAUUGUUUUCGUUAAUGAUAUUAUGGAACCAAAAGAGGAUUUGAACAAAUUACUUCAUGCAAACUACCUAAACUCAUCCCAAACACCCCACACCUAGUGACUUUAUUUAUGCAUUAACAUUAUUCAGUAUAGCUUAUAACUAUUUAGCCUUUUCAAGUAUGAGAACAAUUUCCAAAUCUGUUUGCAGUAUAUGACUUUAUGAAUGCAUAAUAAUGGCUAUGUAUCUUUAGCCGCAAUACGGUUUAUUUUCUUUUAUUUAUUUAUUUAUUUUACCUUA
This is a messenger RNA of Glycine soja, 1502 nucleotides long. Its product is annotated as probable E3 ubiquitin-protein ligase RNF144A. Gene Ontology annotation, cellular component: ubiquitin ligase complex; cytoplasm. Gene Ontology annotation, molecular function: zinc ion binding; ubiquitin conjugating enzyme binding; ubiquitin protein ligase activity. The record is from RefSeq and is a predicted model, not a curated record. Gene Ontology annotation, biological process: protein polyubiquitination; positive regulation of proteasomal ubiquitin-dependent protein catabolic process; ubiquitin-dependent protein catabolic process. NCBI's taxonomy places the organism in Eukaryota, Viridiplantae, Streptophyta, Magnoliopsida, Fabales, Fabaceae. The transcript is spliced from 3 exons. Bases 171 to 1151 code for a protein of 326 amino acids.